Molecule: messenger RNA, 3758 nt
Organism: Anneissia japonica
Lineage: Eukaryota; Metazoa; Echinodermata; Crinoidea; Comatulida; Comatulidae
Product: tripartite motif-containing protein 45-like
Exons: 5
Coding region: 470-2227 (585 amino acids)
Biological process (GO): positive regulation of DNA-templated transcription
Cellular component (GO): nucleoplasm; chromatin
Molecular function (GO): ubiquitin-protein transferase activity; zinc ion binding; protein binding
Source: RefSeq, a predicted model, not a curated record
AUAAAAACAAUACUUCUAUAAAGACCUCAGUGGGUGUACCACCACUUCUGCAGCAGCCGUAACUUCGAAAGUUAUUAAACUGAAUUUAUAAAGCUACCAAAGGCCCUGACUACAAAACGGACUAACUAAACUUCAUGGGCGUUCAUGUAUGUUAUUAUAAAGUAGUUGUCGAUUUACUGUGUAUUUCUAUUUACUGUACCACAGCGUGUGUUACCUCGUCAACCGUGAAUGACAGGCCAGCUUCGCUGACGGUGCGGUAGUCUAUAUAGGCUAGGCCAGCCAGACAACCGGCCAGCCAGCCAGCCAGCCUGGCAAAAGAAAGAAGUGACCCACUCAGUGAUUGACAAAUGCUGUAUGAAUGGAGCUUUUCAGAUAGUACUGCCUUUAGUAUGGAGGUAUAAAAACAUCGUUUAAUGCUGUACAAUAGGUCUAUAAUAUCGUAUCCUCAUCUCGCGAGCUUUGUUUGAAAAUGUCAGAUCAGAUUAUUAUUGAUGGUGAAAUACAGGAUCAGAAGAAGAAUACAGAACAAAAUUGUGAGGCUUUGGAUGUGGAUGAUAGCUCUAUCAUGAUCGAAUUGAAUUGCAAGGCUUGUCAGAAGCGUUUUACUGAUCCCAGAAUACUGCCGUGUCUGCACAGUUUCUGUGCCGAGUGUAUCCGUUCCUUCGAGCCAUUCAUCAUUAGUAGUGAUGAUAGGAAUCCAAGUCUGUCUGCUUCGAUGAGCAGUCUCUCAAGUAUAGUUAACACCGUGGUGACGGUGAUGUGUCCAACUUGCGAGACUGAAGUUGAUCUGCCAAAGCGUGGCGUUUAUGAACUACCUGUGAACUUCAUGAUAAGAAGAGGGCUCCUGCAAGAAGCCCUCAAUCCUAAUUCAAAGAACCUUCCUUGCGACCUCUGUGAAGAUGAGGCAGAUGCAAUUACAAGGUGCAUAGAUUGCACUGUAAAUUUAUGCAAUUUUUGUUCUCAGGCUCACAACCGACAACGCAAAACCUCAUCACACAAAGUUAUGAGCUUAAAUGAUGUGAAGAAAGAAUGUGUUGAUGGAUUAUGGAGUCCUCUAAAGUGCCAAUCUCACGAGCGAGAAGAACAGCGGUUGUUUUGUGAGACCUGCGAUAAAACAAUCUGUCGCGAUUGCUGCAUUGUGGAGCAUCGUGACCAUGCGAUCAAGUUCAAUGAUGAGAUCGUGGAUGAGAAUAGGACUCUGUUGGUAAAACUGAUCUCCAAGACCGAGCCUCAUAUCUCAUCCUUGCAGAGUACGCUUGACAAGAUUGACGACCUUAACAGAGAUAUUGACAAUAAUAAGGAAGUAGUUAUACAAGAAAUAAAUAAAUUCAUAGCAUCGUAUGUAUCAGCUUUGCAGAAGCAUAAGCAACAGCUCAUUGAAAAGGUUGAUAAAGUCUGUGAAGGGAAAAAGCAAGCACUAAAGGCACAGGAGCUGCAUGUUAAGCAGACACUCCAAGAUAUCCAACACAGUUGUACUUUUGCAAAGAAAGCUGUCGCUGAAGGCAACAAUGACGAGUUCUUAUCAGUGAAACCAGUAUUAGCGAGGAGAAUGGUGGACAUUAGCCGAAUUCAAGUACAUGCUGGCCCAAGAUCUGAUGCAUUUUUGAAGUUCCUGCCAGAACUGCCUGCAGGAGAAGUUGAUUCAUUUGAACUAUUUGGAGAUAUUGAAUCCAAAUUAAUUGACCCUCUAAAAUGUAGUGCAACUGGAGAUGGAUUGUACAUUGCUCGAGAAGAAGAAGAGGCAGAGUUCUGUGUGGUUGUCUGUGACAACGAGGGGAACAAAUGUCCCCAGGGUGCUGAGGAUAUAAACAUUGAGAUUGUUCCGAGGGGCAGGAGAAAUGGGCAGCAUGUUACGGUUGAUAUUGAAGAUGAAGACGAUGGCUCACAUAAAGUGUACUACACACCUGAGGAGGCAGGCCAGUACUUUAUCAGUGUCUUCAUUAACAGCCAACACAUCAAGGGAAGCCCCUUUAUGGUGAAUGUUCGAUGUGCAUGGAGAGAGCAUACUGGUAUUUUCCAUUGUUGUACUUUUUGUUCAAGUGAAGGCCGCAAGGACGUAUCUUGCGCCUGUGGUGGAACCAUGCCAGGUGGGUUCAAAGGUUGUGGCCAUGGACACGAAGGUCAUCCUGGCAAGGCCCACUGGUCAUGUUGCGGCAAGUUCGAUGAGAGUUCAGAGUGCGCACGAGUUUUUAAUGAGCCGUCAAAGCUGAAAACAGUUUCAGUUUAGCUAUAUUUCCCACAAUAACAAAACAAAUAUGCUUUUUUUAUUUUUUUAUAAGAAAUUGCAUAUCCAUGUGGUAAACAUUCUUUAACAAUGAUUUAAUAUGGAUUACCAGCAAAGACUGAUUUGUUUUACUUGAUUCCAGAUGCAUCCCAUAUUUAUAAGUUGAUAUGUUUACAUGUACUUUACUCUGUAUUUUGAAUCUGGGGCUUUCUUUUUGGUCUCCUGAAGAAUUAAUUAAGCAAAUAAUGUACUCAUAACCCAUACAUUAUAUGGUGAAAAUUUCACAAAGGAUUCAUUUUUGAUCAAUUUGUGCAAUAUUCCCCUCUAGUGUAUGGAAAUAUGACUAUAUUAAUUGCUUUAAUUCAAUCUCCUUCCUCUCCCAUCUCCCAAUUAAUUAAUUUACAUGUUUUUACUACUGCAUUAUCAAAUAUCCCUCUCAACUGGUGAUAAGUAUCACUAUGUGCAGUAACAUAAAGUUGUGUGUGUUAAGGGAAAGCUCAUUUAACCAGAUCCCCUGAAAAACAGUACUAUAUAUUAAAUAGUUGAAAAUUCAUAAUUCGAUCAGGUAUUUAUAAGGAGCAUAUACACUUUGGAAGAUGCUUGUAGCAACUCUGUCUUAAAACUACUCUGCCAACAGAAAAUGAAUGUUUCCAUAUCUGGAUAGGAGAAUAAUGCUGAAAGUAAAAUGAUGAUGUCUCGAUAAUAAUGUAUAAUUUAAUAAUAAUAUUUGAAUAUAAUUAUACUUUGAAAGUAUACAUUAUAAAUGUCUAAGAUCUUUAUACAUCUCAAUAAUAGGCUAGGGAAAGAAAAGAGUAAUACAAAUCUUAGAUUUAAAUUAUAGAAGAGCAGCAGAAAUGUACUAAUUAUAUACUAGUAUAUAUUACAUAUAAUAUUAUAUAGAAAAUUUUAAUCCAAUUUGGCUUUGUUACAACGAAAAGAUGUCUUCUUGAAUUUUCUUAAUAAAGAAACAGAUAAAUUCCUUGAACUGAAACUUUUUGAUAAAAAUGAACUAAAAGGAUGCAAGUUGAUUAAAAAAUAACAAAAAAGAUAUAAUAAAAGUUGCUAAUAAAUCAUCAUCAGUUGCCAAUAACUCAUUACCAGUAAAUAACAGAAAAACUAAGAUAAAACCAAGCCCUUUUCUUAUGGACUAUAUAAUAUUAUUAGUGAAUUUACAUUAGGUUAACUGGGUUCAUUUAGUGCAAAUAAAUCGAAAUUUAAAAAUUAUCAAUGUAACUUUUAUACUUAUAGUAGUUGGUGCUCUUUUUAUAUAACCUUAUGUUAGAAUAAUUGUAUUUUUUUGUAAUAUUAGUCCAUUUGAAUAUAUAGGUACAUUGAAGUUAAAUUUAUGUAGUGGUUUUGAAAAAAAAAUUAUAAUUUUUAUAACAUAAUAUAUAUUUUGAUAAUACUAUGAUACAUUUUACUUUCCAUUCUGCUAAUGUCAAUAAGUAUAGGUCUUAAGUACAGUACUGUAGUUUAAAAAUAACAAUUUAUAAAGAACCUGCAUGAUUAAAUAAUGUUAUUUUUCUUUUUUUGA